Molecule: messenger RNA, 5939 nt
Organism: Xyrichtys novacula (pearly razorfish)
Lineage: Eukaryota; Metazoa; Chordata; Actinopteri; Labriformes; Labridae
Source: the annotation of a GenBank genome assembly
AUCCUCUUCCUGGUACCGCCCCUCUAAGCUGACUCUGUGCUGUUGUAAACACAGCUCCUCCGUCUACCGGCUCGCCUGGUCCCCUCCGCCUCCUCUCCUGUCUUCGGACUCCUCUCUGCUCCUCAGACUCCACCACAAUGGGAGAAAACGACGACGGAGACGUCAUCGAGCACCACGUGGAGGAGGAGAUGGAGAAAAGGGACGCGAGGAGCCACGCAGCCUCCUCCUUCCCGGAGAACGUCACUCCGUCCGACCGGGACCAGGAGGGCCACAGCGGGACCCAGUCCUCCCACAGACUGCUGGCCUACAGCGACGCCCUCAUCUCCAUCAUCGCCACCGUCAUGGUGAGACAGACGGGCACGGGCUGAGGGAGAGCGGGGAGGGGGCAAAGACCAAAUGUGGGUGGUGGAUACGUAUGAAAACAGAUAAUUUCUCAUCAGCGAUAAAGAAAAAAAUGAAUACCUGUGCCUAGUGAACCCAGAACAGUUUUUUAUUUAUUUAUUUUUUUUUUUUUUUGGGGGGGGGGGUGAUAUUUUCACUCUUCUGUGCAGAAUUACCUCUAACAUUAAAAGCCUGUUUUAAACUGCAGGAACUCCCCCAAAGUACCAGGAACCUCGGAGUGAGAUAUCUUUAACACUGUUGUGAUAAGACCCAUUUCUAUUUGAUUUACUCCUGGAAAACACCAAGGAAGCAGUUCUUUCAAGUUGAAGGACACUUAAUAACAGAAAUGCCUCCACAGAAGCUUAGCAGGAUCAGCAUCUCCAGAAACUCCUGAUUUAUCUCCAACAUGUGUUCAUUUCAAGCUUUAACACCUGAUAAGAUGGCACAGCCUGAGAUCUGAAUGGUCACAUUAAAAUAAAAAAACUAUCAGUUACAGUUUAAAAAAUCACUUCUAGCUGUUUCUAGCUGUAGGCGAGUUUAUUUCAGACUUCUAAAUUCAGGACCAGCAGAGGAGGGCAGCCUGGGUGAAGGAAGAUUGGUUGGGUAAGAAUUGGGGGGGGGGGGGGGGCAGGGGUAGAGUGCUGAGUAUCUGAGUACCUGAGAUCUCCUAAUGCUCUCUCCAUCCACAGAUCUUACCUGUGGCACACACGAAGAUGGAGGAUACUGAGGUAAUGUUUGACAGUGACAAUGUUUGUGUAACUGCAACAGUCAGACUCUGCAAUAAACUUCAGACACCAGCACUGUACAACAGGUGACGUGUGUGUGUGUGUGUGUGUUUCAGGAGUUAAGGCAGAGUUUGCAGCUUCUGCUAACGACAAAGAUCGCUGUUUAUUUGAUGACCUUUCUGAUUGUGACUGUCGCAUGGGCCGCUCAUAUCAGGUAUUUUAAAAAAAUCAAUUGUUUAUAUUAUUUGUUUUUUAUUCCAAUUAUUUUAAUAGUUUUUAUUAUUUAUUAAUUUAUUUUCAUUACUAUUAUUAUCGUCAUUAUUACUGUUAUUCCUUUUUUUAGUUAUUAUCAACAUUAUCAUUUUUAUUAUCAUUAUUGUUAUUCUAAUUACUGUUAUUGUUAUCAUCAUCAUUAUUAUUAUAGAGAGAUUUCAUGUGUCUCUCUCUGUGUUUGUGUUGAAAAUCACAGAUUAUUCCAGGUGAUUGUUCGUAUUGAUGACUGCCUCGCUCUGCUGAACCUUGUGAGUUAACAGUCUCCUUUUCCUUCCUUGUCUCCUUCCCCUUCUCCUCAGAUCUUCCUUUUUUCCUCCCUUUUGUAAUUCUAUUUUUUCCUCCAUCUGUUGUUUCCUGUCCUUUCCUCUAGUCCUCCUCUUUGUUCCUUCUGUCUUCCUUAAUUUUGUGUAUACUCCUGCAUUUUUUUCCACCUUCUUCUUCUCCUUCCUCACCAUUCUUCAUCAUUAUUGUUACACGUGUUUCUCAGAGUAGUAUUGAAUCAUUCAUCUUGAUUAAAUGGUAAUUUAAUGAAUGUGUGCUCCUAAAGUAAAGUGGUCCUCUGUCAUGUUUGUGUAUUUCAGGCCUGUAUGAUGCUGAUCACCUUCCUGCCAUACACAGUGAGUAUAAAGCUCCACAGUAAAUUCACGAAUGAACCUGUUUGUGCUUCAUUUAAAUGAAACUCACCCUUACCGAUGCUGUUUUUCCUUUUCUCUUCUACCCUCUCAGUUUUCUCUGAUGGCGACUUUCCCUGAGAACGUUCUAGGGAUUUUGCUUUUCUGUGGCUGUGUGAUGGUGAUUGGUGUCAUCCAGGUAAGCCAUUUUAAGACACUGAAUUACAUUUAAUGCUAUCGUCAUAUCCUAUACAGUUAAAUUUUUCUGUGCACCACUUUAUUCCGAGAACAUGGACUUUACAAUGACUUCACCUCGCUGUUUUUGGUGUAACCCUUACCUGUAGUCCUGAUCCUGUCUGUCCUUCAUGUCUCCUCAGUGUCUCAUCGUGCUGUAUGCCUUCAGCCGUCCCUUCCUGCUGAACGAGCAGAUCCAGAUCUCAGAGAACCAGACCUUCUACAAAGAACACAUCCUCAAAGUCAUCAUGAGGGUACCUCUCAUGUGCCUCUUUGCCAGCAUAGUCUCUUUCAUCUUCUUCCAGCUGGUACGGGACAUCUUCCUUUCUCCUUCAGGACUGGAGCUUUAAAGCAUCUAAAUGUAAAAUGAUAAAUAUUUGAGACCUUUUGAUGAAAAGAGUAAAUUUAAGUGUCAUCGGUUGUUUCAGUCUUACGUCCUGUUGGCAAUUGUCAUCUUCCUCCCGUACAUCUCUCAGGCUCUGAAAUGGUGUCGAAACAAAGCCAUGGGUGAGCCACAGAUUUCUUCCUUUACUCUGAGUGUGGACUCGUCUUCUUCUUAAACCAAGAAGUAAAAAUUUGUCCCCUCCAGGUCAGGUGGAGGAGACCCCGGACUCCAUGAUGUUUUACACCUACCUGCCCAAUGAGCCGCUAAGUAAAGAGCGUGUGGAGGCGUUCAGUGAUGGAGUUUACGCCAUCGUAGCCACGCUGCUUAUCCUGGACAUCUGGUCAGUGAGACCCUAGUUUGGUGAUUAAAACAGAACAAGGGUGGGUCUGAAUAAACUCUGACUUAAUUACUGAACAUACCAUGUUAUUGAGCUACAUGUUGUAAUGUAAUCAUGUAUUAUCAUUUAGGUCUCAGAGUUGAUGAUUUCAUCGUUACAGGCAGAAGUAUCUACAAAGACAUAAAUAAAAGGGUUUAAUAACAGGAGAAGAAAUAAUGGAUCAGUCUAAGCAGAGUGCUACGAUGACCCUGAAGGUCCACAGCUACACAGGUUUUUAGUUCGGGUCAGGCUUUCAGGGUCAAAUUUGACACUAAUUGAUUAAAUCCACGUUAGCUGAGAAAGACUGUCAGAGACCUUCAUCAGUUAGUGCUAAAACACUUCACAGGGGCGUCAUCCUGUGUUACUAAAAACUGACUCACCUCAUUUUCUCCUCAGUGAGGAUAAUGUCCCCGACCCCACCGUGGUGCAGAAGCAGUUUGGCGGAAGUCUGGUCAUGGCCCUGCAGGCUUAUGGUCCGGAGUUCCUGGCGUACUUCGGCUCCUUCGCCACUGUUGGCCUCCUGUGGUUCGUGCAUCACUCGCUCUUCCUCCACGUCACCAAGGCGACGCGCUUCAUGGGUCUGCUGAACACCUUCUCUUUGGCAUUUGUUGGAGGUUUACCGUUGGCUUACCAGCUCACUCACGAGUUCCCAAACAACUCCAGGAACGAGCUAGAGGCAAUCCAGAUCAGCUGUGUGAUCAUCUUCUUCGCAGGAAUCUUCCAGCUGGCCAUCUGGGUGGUGGCUCUGUUCCAGGAACAGGAAACUCUGCACCCAUAUGUAAGAUAUGGAGGCCACGAGCAUGUUUUCAUGUUAGCUAAGCUAGCACUGUACCCCUGCGUGGCCCUUGGGACGUUCUUCCUCACUUGUAUUCUAAGUAAAUUCAGCGCUCCCAUCUUCCACCUGAUGGAGAUCACCGUGCCUUUCGCCUUCAUUGUGCUCAGGCUGAUGGUGAGGAUGGGGUUAGUGUUACUACGGCUGGUGUUCUGUCCUGACAGGCCAGAUCAGAGGUCCAUCAUCGUGGAGGAAGACGAGACCAGAGUGCCAUUCAACGCUUUAGGGACUUAGCUCCCCGAAAAAGAGGGUUACUGAGAGAGAUGAUAGUCAGAGCAGGAAGGAUGUCAGACUCUUACAGAGUCACUGUGAAGGUCAGUGAGGAACCAGGACGAAUCAAAGCUAGUUUUUCUUUUUGAACCUAUUCAGAUUCUGAAGAGGGAUCAGAGGAAACAGGAUCUAAAGAGACCUACUAGUCUGAAGAAAGAGUCAGGAGUUGAAAGGUCUGAAAGUUCAAACAAUGAAAAGAUGAACCAAGGAGGACAGAUUUCUGUCUUUAGACCGUCUAAACUUCAACUAGUUUCUGUAAAAUAAGCUUUUCUCACACCUCUCAUGUUCAGCACUUUAAAUCAGUUUGUCUGUGAACUCUCUGAAUGCACUAUUCCUGAAUAUUUCUAUUCUUGUUGGAGGUUGACUGGAAGAUAAUUGGGCCUUGUCAGAAAGCUGUACUGUUAAAAAUGCAGGAGGAAAAAAAAAAAAAAACAUUUAGGCUUUUAUCUGAAAAAAGAGGCAAACACCCGUGACUUUUACAGAGUCACAUGUAAAAUGUCAUCCUAUGGACCUCAUAACCACAGAUAAAUAAAUAAAUGUGCUGCAUUCAUAUUGAAAAAGCGUGUUUGCUAAUGACUAGAUGAAGCUGUUGAUCAUUGAAUAUCACAGAUGUGCAGCUGAAACAGUCCACUCUGAAUUAUCCAAUGACCUAAUACUGCCAACUUCAUGUUGCUGAAGCUUCUUCAGCUGCAGCUGUGUCACACACUAACCCAUCCUCCUGUCACAGUCUGCAGACAGAUGCUGAGCUGCUGCCAGGUGAAACAGCACCUCACAAAACCGCUCCUUAGAUUUGACUUUAGAGUCUGUACUCCAAAAAUUUUAAUGAGCAAACAAAAUGAAAAUAUUAUCCUAGUGAGACUUUAGGGGCUGGUCCUUGUUAGUGAAGAAAUCAGUUUUUUAUUUUUUUUAUUUUUAUUUAUUUAUUUUUUUAUAAAGGUUAGUAAUGUGAUGUUCCCAGUUUGUCCAGAAGGGGCCACUGUUGUGUGUGUAUGAGGGUCUGAAGUCAAUUUCAUCCUGUUCCUAGAUCAGCAUCAACAUCAUUUUAUUUUUUUAAAGACAGACUUGAAGAAGAGAAGCUACAAAAGCGAAUUGCAUGAAAAACAGAAAAAUCACAGAAAAACAGGGGAAAAACUAUUCUGAAAAACAAAGAAAAAAAAACCUUUAAAAAUCAGAAAAAAUUUGUCUGAAGAACAGAAUAGAAAAAAAAAUACAAAUAGGGUUUUAUUAUUUUAUUUUAUUUUUUUUGAGGGGCAGUGCAAUAUGCUUCCGUAAGAAGCUAACAGAUGAUGGAGGAUCAGAUGAAUUAAAACGGUUUUAAGACAGUUGAAGUUUAAAAGGAGAAGAUACCUCAGCUGGCUCUGAAUGUUUGGAUAAGAAAAGCCGUUCCUUCUCCUUUAUGAUUUAUUUCUGUUUCAGAUUUUUGUUUUAAAGUCACUUUCUAGAUUCCAGCUACACUUAAAACAAAGUUUGAUUUUUGAAUUAGGUGUCCAUUUUCUGUGAUCUGUGAGCUCAGAGCAGAUUAUUUCACUUUUUUUCAGAGUGGAAAUCAGUUUUUGUUUGUUUCCUGCCAAUAAAUAUAAACGGCUGUGUUUAUAUAUUUUCAGAUAGUUUUCAAGAGAAGAUCUAAAAACAGCCAACAGCAGCAUGAUCUUUGCUCUGGUUUUAAACUCACAGCAGAAUGACCUUCAGAAAUCACAGCAUAUAUUUAAUGCUUAGCAGUCUGCCUAUCUGUCCGUCUGUCUGGGAAUCCUACAUAUUUUUCAUAUUGUCUGAUGAAUUUUCUGUUUAAAUGUGCAAACUGUCGAACUUUGUUUUGUGAAUAAAUAUUAAAACCAAAUGUGAAAUUCAAGGA